Molecule: messenger RNA, 864 nt
Organism: Pestalotiopsis fici W106-1
Lineage: Eukaryota; Fungi; Ascomycota; Sordariomycetes; Amphisphaeriales; Sporocadaceae
Exons: 1
Coding region: 1-864 (287 amino acids)
Source: RefSeq, a predicted model, not a curated record
AUGAAGCUAUCGAGCGGGCUCCAGCUUGCCGCCUGUAUGGGCAUCUGUAUGGCAGAACCGUUGACAGAACCCCAGUAUAUAUUUUCCAUGCCAGAGGACCCGUCCGCAUCCAUCUACAAAAUACCGACGUCGUAUGAGUCUGCGGUCCAAGGCCGGCGAAUCCUGAAUCGGACGCCGUUGGGUGUCCUAUCCACCGUGUUUCCCGGGUCGUCCAAGUCGGACAUGAGCUCUGACGAUGACGGAGUUUCGGAUCAAGAGAGGCGUCCUUCUGGCUUGGGCGGCCUACCCGUGGGUCUCAUGGACUACAUUGCCGACUGUGAGGAGGAUGGCAACCCAACGAUUCUCGCCAUCAAUAUUGCAACUUCUUUCAAGAAUGUCGCCGCCGGCUCAAAUAUUAGCCUUGCCCUGCAGUGGACGCCUCCUUACCCGCCAGCGAAGCGUAUCCAGUCGGCACCUCCCUGCAGUCUCCUGGACCGCGUUCUGGGUAAAUGUCACUCCGAGGAUGGUGACGACGAUGAUGAGGAAGAGGACAAGGAACCCGUGCCGUACUCGGCUGCCAACCUGCCCCGAUUUUCCAUUAUUGGAUAUCUGGAGAAGCUCCCGACGACUGCCAGUCUUUCCAAGUGCUUUGUAGAUACACACCCAGAUGCCAAGUACUGGCUCCCUGGCAAUCGCAUUCACGAGGCCGAAUUCGUGAGGUUGGUCGUGCAGCAGAUUUACUGGGUCGGUGGGUUCGGAGACCGUGCCUACAUUGGCUGGCUGAGUCCGGAUGACUGGAAGAAUAUUACGAGAGAGGAAUGGGAAAGUGUCAGGUUGCCUGGAGAAAAGAAGGGCUGGAAGGAAUGGAGUGCUCAGGAGUUGUAA